UUUUCGCAGAACACCAGAAGUCUCAGAUUGUAUUGCACACACCGAGGCUGUGAAAGAUGAUUUAAAUCAUAUAUCGAGUUUAAAGUAAUUUGUCGAGUAAAUUGAGGACUUUAAAUGACGGAUAAAAGACAGCGCUUGAGGGUCCAGGGCUCGUGGGCUAAACCUCCGAUCAGACCACAACAACCUACUGAUGUCCAGUCGACAAAAGGGUCAUGGAAGUCUGGACCCCAAUCAUUUGUCUUCCAUCAGCCCGCCAACAAUAUCAGAGAGAUACCUGCAGAGAAAGUGAUCGAAGAGGCUGGUGACUAUGAGAUUAGUCAAGGUCAUACGGGAGUGUCACGAUUGAGAUUAAUCCCUGGGUUCCUACCGCAAGAGGAGGCAGACUGGAUGUUUAGCAAAUUGCUCGCUGAACUGCCCUGGUCUCAGAAGACCAAUUAUAGGAUGAUGGGCAGUGCAUAUGAGGAACCAAGACUCACUUGCUGGUAUGGGGAGUUGCCAUAUACGUAUUCACACUCCACUAUGAAAGUUAACUCUCAGUGGCAUCCGGUUCUUACUACACUACGUCUGGCCAUCGAGAAGAAGAGUGGCCACACCUUUAACUCAUUGCUGUGUAACCUGUACCGGGAUGGUAAAGACAGUAUUGGCUGGCACAGUGACGAUGAGACUUCGCUGGGACCCCAGCCUACUAUCGCCUCUCUGAGUCUGGGAGACACAAGAGUGUUCAGUCUGCGUAAACAGCCGCUUCCUGAGGAUAAAGGCGACUACACCUAUGCAGAGCACCUGCGGAUCCCACUGACUCAUGGGACACUGCUGCUCAUGGAAGGCUGUACGCAGACAGACUGGCAGCAUCAGGUGGCAAAGGAAUAUCACGACCGAGGACCGAGGAUAAACCUCACCUUCCGCACCAUAUUCCCAGAGAUUGAACAUGCCGGUAGGAGUUCCUCGAGAUGAGAAACACAACAGCACUGUAGAGAUGAACCCGGCUAGACAACAGGUUUGAAGAUGGACAGUCGCAGUCCAUACUGUUAAAUGCAUCUGUUCUGUUAUACUUUAUUUAUUCAAAUAAUUGCAACACGCAAAGGUUUAUUUUCAUAAAUGACCUGUGUUUUUGUUUACAAAAAUGUCAAUUUUUGCACAAGGCAGUUGUUCACGAUAUUGUUUGUGUUCUAAUAAAAAAUGUAUGGGUUA
Triplophysa dalaica is the source of this 1188-nucleotide messenger RNA. It is a transcript of the gene alkbh3, whose product is annotated as alkB homolog 3, alpha-ketoglutarate dependent dioxygenase. The transcript is spliced from 10 exons. Gene Ontology annotation, molecular function: dioxygenase activity. NCBI's taxonomy places the organism in Eukaryota, Metazoa, Chordata, Actinopteri, Cypriniformes, Nemacheilidae. Bases 115 to 951 code for a protein of 278 amino acids. Gene Ontology annotation, biological process: DNA repair; DNA alkylation repair. The record is from RefSeq and is a predicted model, not a curated record. Gene Ontology annotation, cellular component: nucleus.